This is a messenger RNA of Cimex lectularius (bed bug), 4613 nucleotides long. RefSeq names its product autism susceptibility gene 2 protein homolog. NCBI's taxonomy places the organism in Eukaryota, Metazoa, Arthropoda, Insecta, Hemiptera, Cimicidae. The transcript is spliced from 19 exons. The coding region runs from base 211 to 2928 and encodes 905 amino acids. The record is from RefSeq and is a predicted model, not a curated record.
GGGGUCUUCAGUCUCGAGGUGCAAUCCGUCCCAAACGGGACGCCCGUCUAACGCCCGACCAACGGAAAAAUUCCGGUUGUUUUUUUGUUUUUCAGUUGAAAAUAUAAAUUCGGGUGAGGAGAAAUUUUCCGAGGUUGAAAAUCGCGUUGGAGAGAAGCGGAGUUUGCCCAGUGUGUUGUGGUGAGUGCGCGAGUGUAAUGUGGCCGAGGCAUGGAUGAGAGGCGGCAGAGCCAGAGAUCGAGGCGGCGGGCUUCGAGGAUCCUCGCGGAAAAGAGGCGGCGUGGGGCGGCGCUCAGCUGCGACGAUGAGUCCCCGGCGAGGGAGAGGGCCAAGCCGCCCAGGAGGAAGAAGAAGGAGCCACUUUACGAAGAAGACGUCGUCGACGGAUUCGCCAUCCUUUCUUUCAAGACCUUCGAAGACAUUGAGACCUGUUUGAAGCUCGGGAAGGGCGCUACGAACGGCGUGAUCCCGACCAUCACCCGGGACGAACCCGCCGCCGUCAAACAGGAGCGAGCCUCGCCCGUUCCGCCUAAGAUCGUCAACAACCACCAUGAAAAAGCCGCCCACGAUGUAGGCACCAGCGACGACAGCUGCAGGGAGAAGGAAAAGAGGAUAAUCAAGAGGGAUCCGGAAAGCGAAGACAAUAGACUAAGCGAUGCGAGCAGCCGGUGUAGCUCCGGUCGUGGAUAUAUCUGUGAUAGCGAAGGGGACGACGACAAGGCUUCGGAUUCAGGAUCUGUACUCUUUUCAGCAUCUCCCCCGCCUACGAGAAACCAUGAAAGUAAACCAGCAGACGUUCAAAUUGUCAAUGGUCAUACACCCACGAUCAAGACUAAUGGAUCUCCAAGGCCUGAAACUCCUCCGCCUCCACCACCUCCAGUUCAGGCAGUGCAGCCUAUACAGCAACAGCCACCGCCCCAGCCUCAGCCACCGCCUCCACAGCAACCACCGCAACAACCGGUCACCUCCUCCAACCACUUCCCAGCUAUGCCAAAUGGUGUCCCUAAAGUAGAACGAGUGAGCCCACCUCCAGUCCAUGUAAGCUCUCCACGGAUUAUACCUCCGCCUAGCAGUACAUACACAACUAGGCCAGGAGUGGGAUAUGUCGGUUAUCCACCUCCACCGCCACAGCCGACUAUAUGCCAUCCAACAACCGCCACAUCCCAACCCCUUCCGUAUCAGCCACCUUUGUAUGCCCCUUACAACAACACUCCAUAUUUACCUCCAUCUCACCAGUUGGCGAGAAGAUCUCCUGUUGGGUUAAAACCGAUCACAACCUCUGUGGGCCCUGUCAUGCCGACAACAACGACGUCGAGUCAUCGCGACAUGGUGAACACCCCGUUGGUUGGAAGAAGCCACUCACCCCGAGGUCACAGCCCAACCAGAGAGCGAGACAGUUACAGCAGCAACGUCAGCAGCUUGAGCAGAGGAAGUGUCGGAACCCCCGGUAGCAUACCUCCUUACACCGCUCCUCAUCAUCCGCCACAAUCUAGUCUCCCUUACAACAAGCCUUCCAUUUGGGUCAGCUCGAACACUGGUCCACAAGUAUCUCCUGCUGCAAGCAGCAGACUCGGUUUCCCGCAUCCUUUUCCUCCUCCUAUGUUCCCUCCAACUCAAGUCGCGCCCUCACAACCUCCGCCCGCCCCUGCACCGCCUCCCAAUCCUUUCUCCGCCGAGUCUUUGUUCCAGUCAAGUAAGUCAAGUUCUAUUCCAGAUCAAGGUGAUUUAUUAAGAAGGGAGCUAGACUCGAGAUUUUUAGCAAGCCAGGAUCGCGGACCUUAUAUCAGGACCGAGAUGCACCACCAUCAGCAUCAGCAUACCCACGUUCACCAGCAUACCACUCCAAUAAUCCCGCCUCCGCCACCGACAUUGUUCACCUCGCCAAUAGUAAGUGGGACCGGAUUCACACCGGGGGCAGCCGUCGAAUCGCCAUUCUACAGGCAGAGCAUCGGCUUCACAGGAUACCCGGGAUACUCGCCGGGACUCAUGCACCCGACCUUCGGACCCUCUACGCCGUUCGCACCUCCUACUCAUAUUCCUACAUUUACACCAAAACAAUUGACUGAGCCUUCUAAACCUAAAACAGUGAAAACGGGAAAAUGGAAUGCGAUGCACGUAAGGGUGGCCUGGGAAAUAUACCACCACCAGCAGAAAGGAGGCCUGAGUAUGGGGGGUGAGAGCAAAGUUGGUACUCUCAUCGGAAAAAGCGACCUCCUUCGACCUCCGACGCACAUGUUCGGCCCGCCCCAUCCUUUCACACCGGCCCAUAGAGCUCCGCCGACGUUUGAACACACACCACCGACUUUUCCUCCAAUGGGAACAAGUGUGUUUGGAAGGUACCCAGCUGCAACGGCUACGUUUCCUUCGUUACCAGCUUUCCCCCCUCCUGCAUCAAUGCACGAUCCUUGGGCUAGGCUGCAACCCAGGCCGGUACCGACACAGGGUUUCCCUCCGACGAAUCCUUGGACUUUGAAGCCUGACCCGCAUGAAGAGAGAGAGAGGGAAAAGGAGAGAGAAAGGAGUCGAGAAAGAGCGAGGCGUGAGGAAAAGCAAAGGAGGCUCGUCAGCGUGAGCAAAGUGAGGGACAGGUCACCUUUAAGGGCGGAACCUCAAGUAGUACCUGCAUCGAGUAAAGACGACGAGGUGGCGAUGCUUUCGAGACAGCAGCAUUUCCUCACACGCCAGCCGCCCAGGCCUUUACCCCCGCACUUCCUAGCAUCGCCUUGGGAUCCUUACAGGUACGACACCUUGAGGUAUAAUCCGUUGGUUGCGGCGCUCCGUGAAGAAGAGGAACAGCGAGCGAAACUUUUCGGAACAUACCCAGGAGCUCCUCCAAGUGUGGCACACCUCCGGCCAAAAGCCACCAGCCCUCCUCACAGACUACCUCCUGCUCAUCAGCCAAAAGAAGAAUCAUCUCAGUCUCGAUAGCAGUUAUAAAACAUAUCCAGUAGAUUAAAUCGAGUCUUUGACAAUGAAGAGAAUCUAGUGAAAUUUAAUACAAGUAAAUUGAGUACGCCUCCAUGGGGUUAUGUUCACUAAGUCAUUAUUAGACUGAGUUUAAAACAACAACAUAAAAUUGUAUGUUUUACGCAGACUGGAAAAUGCCUAGGCAUUGUGAUAUUACUGAAUGCGUUUUAGCACUCAUUUAACUUAUUUUACUUAUGACUUGUUGUUCAAGUUGAUAUUGUAAAAGAAUUAUAACAGUUGGCAGAAAAAGAAAAGUUAUUGUAUUUAAAAAAAAAAAAAUUUAAUUAUAGUGAACAGAGAUUUGAAUGAAAAACUAUUAUUCUUAUGAAUAUUAAUAGCAGAAACUAAAAGAAAUUAUAGCGUUAUUAACUUAUUAUUUAAAAAAAUGAAUUUAUUACAAUCUAAAAGUGUGAUAAGGGUUUAAUAAUGUCAAUUGAUUUAUUUAUUUUGGUAUUAUUUCUUUGGGAAAAGUAUCAAUUGUUACAAUUUUUUUUCUUGCCUAGUAUUUUCAUAUUGGAUCCAAAACAUUAUCAAUUAUAAUUAUAAUAAGGCUUACUAUUUAUGUGCCAAGGUUGCUUGUUUAAUCAUACUUGUAAGCUUGUAUACAAUCUAUAUUUUAAUAUUAGAAUUUUAGAAGAUAAAAAUGAUAGAUUUGGGACCCGAUUGGUAAAGAUCUGAUUUGUAUAUUUGAAAAUGAAAUUUAAAUGUAAAGGGGACCACAUAAGAAUUAAUCCAUGUUUGAUACAGUCGUAUUUGAAUUGGCAAAAAAAUUGUUCCCAAAGAGAUAAAAAAAAAUUUCACCUAAAUAAUAAUUGUUUAUUUUUAUUUGAAUAAAGAUUUAUUUAAUUUUAAUUGUUCUUUUGUAAUUUUUCACUGUCAAUUUAAUUGCUGUUUUUUUGUUUUGUUUUUUAAAUUGUGUUGGUAUGUUAUUUUGACACAUUUAUUGUUUCCCGUGAAAAUAUAAAUAUAAAAGGGGGAAACAAUUUAUACAAAAAGAAAAAAUAUUCUGGCAAUGUUUUAGUAAUUCUCAAGUGAAAAAAUUGAAGUUGAGAGUAAAUACCAUGGUUGAAGCACACCCUACUUUCUUAUUUAUUUAUACCGACUACACCAUUACUUACUUUCAACCCCAGGUGUUUUUUUUUCUUUACCUGGUUCAUUAAUGGUUUUAAAUAAAAAUGACAAAGAUCGAUUAUAGAUUGGUUAAUUUAUAAAAUAAUAAUUUAAAUUUUACAAAACAAGUUAUUCGACUAUGUAUUCUACAAGCAAAUAGGUAGAGUGUGCAUUAGUAUUAUGCUAAAUCAGCAAUGUGCCUAGCCUUUUAUUAUGUAAAUACAUCACAUGUUAAUGUAAAUAUUUGUCAAUUUUAUUGUACAUAUACGAUAGAGUGAUGUGCUGUUUAGUUUAUAUUUAACAUGGAUAUUAUGUAUAUAAUUAUACGUAAAUUUGAGUAUGCUCGUUGUAAUUUGUACCUAAUUUAAAUUAUGUGCGUUUGUAAGGAACUACAGUUUCCAAGAAAAGGUAAAUAAAAUAAAUUUGUAAAAUCGCUAUCGACAGAUAUUUACAAAAUAUUUUUAAUGUAGUGUAUAUUAGUAUAGCAUCAUGGAUGUAAAUGUUUUUCAAUAAGAAAUAUAGUGAUUAAUAAUGAG